Molecule: messenger RNA, 1037 nt
Organism: Mercenaria mercenaria
Lineage: Eukaryota; Metazoa; Mollusca; Bivalvia; Venerida; Veneridae
Product: tryptophan--tRNA ligase, cytoplasmic-like
Exons: 6
Coding region: 123-1037 (304 amino acids)
Biological process (GO): tryptophanyl-tRNA aminoacylation
Cellular component (GO): cytoplasm
Molecular function (GO): tryptophan-tRNA ligase activity
Source: RefSeq, a predicted model, not a curated record
UUGUUAAACAGCAAACGCGUAGUUUUUCUUAAAAGCUUAACAUUGUUUACCUGUCUGCAUAACAGAAAGACUGAGCAUUUUUAUAAUUUGAUAGUUGGAUUUCGUUUUAACUUGUUUCGAAAAUGGCGGAAGAACAAACGGAACAGACUGUAACACCAUGGGAAGUGUCUACAAAAUCUGACACUGGAAUUGACUAUGAUAAACUUAUCCGCUAUUUUGGCAGCACCAGGAUAGACGGUGCACUGCUCAAAAGAAUUGAAAAGGCAACAGGAAAACCUGUGCACCAUCUUCUGAAAAGGGGAGUCUUCUUUUCAAUGAGGGACUUGGAGACCAUACUGACGCAUUAUGAGCAGAAAAAGCCGUUUUUCCUGUACACAGGCCAGAGACCGUCUUCUGAAGUAUUUCAUCUGGGACAGAUUUUACACUUUAUUUUCACGAAGUGGCUACAAGACACAUUUGAUGUGCCACUUGUCAUACAAUUGUCAGACUAUGAAACUUUUCUUGUGAAAGAUAAUAUGCCACUAGAAGAGGCCAACAGACUGGCACAUGAGAAUGCUAAAGACAUCAUUGCCUUUGGUUUUGACGUCAAAAAAACUUUCAUCUUUAGUGAUUUAGAGUAUAUAAGGGUAUCCCUGUUAUGUCUGAUUCUGCAAGGAAUCCAUUUGUGGCCCCCAAGCCCUUAUGACCCACUUUAUAGAACAGGGCUGGUGGAGUGUAGUGAGAAUGCUGUUAAUGGUUACCAAGGUCACUGUCAGAAGUCACAGGAGAAACAGCAAAUCAGCGAGGAGGAUCGACAUCACACGGCUAGGAGGAUCAAUCGUUUACGAGGAGUAUCUCCUCUAGACAAGACUCUAUUGAAUGCAGUUCAUCAAUCCAAGGUGGACCUAGCUGGAAAAGACAUGAAAAGACAUGAAAAUUCAGCAGCCGGUACCGGUUUUCCUGCGUACCCUGUGUGUACCGUGAGGCAAUAUAUGGUAACAACAGGAAUGGAAGGUAUCAACCUGGGUCCAGAGAUAACCGAUGAAAAUGUUAAAUAG